Leptopilina boulardi is the source of this 4925-nucleotide messenger RNA. RefSeq names its product ER degradation-enhancing alpha-mannosidase-like protein 3 (gene Edem2). The transcript has 18 exons. NCBI's taxonomy places the organism in Eukaryota, Metazoa, Arthropoda, Insecta, Hymenoptera, Figitidae. Gene Ontology annotation, biological process: carbohydrate metabolic process; mannose trimming involved in glycoprotein ERAD pathway; endoplasmic reticulum mannose trimming. The coding region runs from base 646 to 4755 and encodes 1369 amino acids. The record is from RefSeq and is a predicted model, not a curated record. Gene Ontology annotation, cellular component: endoplasmic reticulum; membrane. Gene Ontology annotation, molecular function: calcium ion binding; mannosyl-oligosaccharide 1,2-alpha-mannosidase activity.
AUAUAACUACUUUUUUUUGUUUAAUUGUAAUAAAUAAUUUGUAAAAAUGAUUAUUUUACAAUGUUAAAUAAUAAUUUCAUCGGUAAAUGAAAAAUAAAAAAAUCAUUUUCAAAACGUCGCGAGUGUUUGAAAAUUAUAAUUACAAGGCGCGAGUGAAGUGAAUUUUUUGAAGGUUUCUUUUUUUUUGGGGGAAAAAAAUAAAACCCAUUGAAAACCACCAAUGAAACGUCAUAAAGAGAUAACAAUAUUUUAUUCCUGUUUUCAUAUGUUUGACUUUUAAAACUAAUAAAAAGAAAUAAAUAUUUAAAAAUUUUCGUGAGUGAAUUAAUUUUCUUUUUUUGAUUAAAGUGGUUUUUUUUUCGUGUAUAUAUAUAUAUUUAAUGUGCGCGCAGAAGAUAAUAAUGAUGAUGAUGAUGAUGAUAAUGACGAUGUCGUGUCAAAUAAACAAAAAUGCCACGUACGAGGGGCAAUUUAAUAAUAUCAAUAAUAAAUUUAUAGAAUGCUUAUUAUAGUUGAUAAAAUCGACAAUGUGUUUAAUAUCCUGACAAAAAGAAUUAUAUUGACCAGGAAAAAAACAACAACAACAAAAUAAUAAUAAUAAAAAAAAAAAUAAAAAAAUAAGCAACAACAAAAUUUAUUUCAACGAUGGCAAAUUAUUUAUUUUUCUGGGGAUGUUUCCUCAUUUUUCGAUAUAAUUCAUAUUUCAAUACUCAUGCAAUCGAGGAAAAUAAUAUUGAAUUUAUGAGCAAAGAGGAACGAGAAAAUUUAAAGGAAGAAGCACGAGAUAUGUUUUAUCAUGCUUAUAAUGCGUAUAUGGCCAACGCUUAUCCAGCGGAUGAAUUAAUGCCAUUAAGUUGUAAAGGAAGAUACAGAGGAUCAGAGCCAAAUAGAGGAGAUAUUGACUCAACCCUUGGAAAUUUUUCGUUAACUUUGGUUGACACAUUGGAUACUCUCGUCGUUCUAGGCGAUUUUGAGGAAUUUGAAAAUGCAGUUAAACUAGUCAUCAAAGAUGUUACUUUUGAUACUGACGUUAUUGUUUCACUUUUUGAAACCAACAUCAGAAUGCUGGGAGGACUUCUCAGCGGUCAUAUUUUGGCGGAAUAUUUACAGCAAAGAGCUGACAUUAUGCCAUGGUAUAGAGGUGAAUUAUUAAAUUUAGCCAAAGACUUAGGAUAUCGUUUUUUGCCCGCAUUUAAUACAACAACAGGAAUUCCAUACGGACGAAUUAAUUUGAAAUAUGGAAUGAAAGGAGUACCAUUAGAGGUUUCACGUGAAACUUGCACUGCCUGUGCCGGAAGUAUGAUUCUUGAAAUGGCCGCUCUUUCAAGACUUACUGGAGAAUCAAUUUUCGAAAAUAAAGCGCAAAAGGCAAUGGACGUUUUAUGGCGAAUGCGACAUCGUGGAACCGAUUUAAUGGGUUCAGUAUUGAACGUUCAUUCUGGAGAUUGGGUGCGACGUGAUUCUGGAGUUGGCGCCGGAAUUGAUUCCUAUUAUGAAUAUUGUUUAAAAGCUUAUAUAUUAUUAGGUGAUGAAAAAUAUUUGGGCCGAUUUAAUAGGCAUUAUCAAGCUGUGAUGAAAUACGUUAGUCAAGGACCAAUGUUACUCGAUGUUCAUAUGCAUAGACCGAAUACGAAUGCAAAAAAUUUUAUGGACGCAUUAUUGGCAUUUUGGCCGGGACUUCAGGUACUGAAAGGUGACAUAAAACCCGCUGUCGAAACACACGAGAUGCUUUAUCAAGUGAUGCAACGACACAAUUUCAUUCCAGAAGCUUUCACUACUGAUUUUCAAGUACAUUGGGGACAUCAUCCAUUGCGUCCUGAAUUUCUUGAAUCAACAUAUUUUCUAUAUCGUGCAACUGGCGAUCAUUAUUAUUUAGGCGUUGGUCGUAAAGUAUUAAAAAGUUUACAAAAAUAUGCACGUGUAACGUGUGGCUAUGCGGCAGUUUCUGAUGUACGAACAAAUAAACAUGACGACACAAUGGACAGUUUUGUAUUAUCAGAAACAUUAAAAUAUCUCUUUUUAUUAUUCGCCGAACCAAAUGAACUUGUUCUUGAUUUAGAUGAAUUUAUAUUUACCACCGAGGGACAUUUAUUGCCAUUAACAUUGGCAUCAGUUAGAACGAACGUCUCAUCCGAUUUUGAAAGGGAUACAGUUGAAGUCGACGAAAUGGACAGAACAUGUCCGAAUAGUUUACAUUUAUUCCCAGCAUCAGUGAGACAACCAUUGAGAAAUAUGGUCGAAGAUGUUUGUCCGAGGAGAAAUUUUAAAAGACGUUUAAGCGCUUCUCAAUUUCAGGCAAAUAAUAUUGACCAUUUGAAAAUGUUGAGCGAUAUGGGAAUAACAAUUUUAACACUUGCCGAUGGUCGUGUUCAAUUUCUUCACACAUUUUCUAAUGCAAAAAGUACACAUGACGCCGAGGAGGGUCUACUAUUUAUGCAAGAAAUGAUUGAAUUAAGUAAAUAUCAAUCGCAACAAAUUGAAACAAAACCACAAUCAAUUGUAUUCACAAAACCAGGAACAGAACCACCAGAAGAUGUGACAUUAUUAGCUGGUCCAGCACAAUUUGGACCUGAAUUACGUGGCAAUAAUAAAUUAAUCGGCAAAGUUGUCCUUGCACAUCCACUUAAUGCAUGCACCGAUAUUAUUGACGCCAAUCAAAUUGAGGGAAAAAUUGUUAUUGUCCUACGGGGAACUUGUAUGUUUAUUGAAAAGGCACGAAGAAUACAAAAAGCGGGUGCUUUAGCGGGAAUUGUUUUGGAUAAUGCACCGGGAUCAAGUGCAAAUACAUCGCCAAUGUUUGCAAUGUCAGGCGAUGGUAAAGAUGUGGACGAUGUGAAAAUUCCAUUUAUAUUUUUAUUUACCGCUGAGGCAAAUCAACUACUUGAGGCGAUUAAAGAAUAUCAUAAGAUUUUUGUCACUGAUUUUCUUACGCUCACAAUUGGUGAUUUUCAACGAAAGGACGAUAUUCUUUUAAAAUCGCCCACUGAACAAUCAAUAUUCGAGCGCUUAAAAGGAUCACUCAAUGAAAUUUUCAAUCGACAAUUAAUGUCCCAGAAUUCUCUGAUUGGAGGCGUGCCAUCAACAACGGAACUUAAACAAAAUCGUGACACAGAAUUAUAUGAAAUACCAAUAGCUGAUUUUGCCAAUUUACAAGCGUUUCCAUCAAAAAAUUUGAUACUCUAUCAAAUUUGUAUAAAAGCAAAAUCAGGCGUUGCUGCUGCAAUAACGUCAAAAAAAUUUGACGAAAAAAAUUCACAAAAUGAAAAUGAAUGGCGACAAAUGAGACAAAUUAUUGUCAAUUCAAUUUAUUCAAAUGAACAUAUUAAUACAGGUGUUUCACUUGAUUUUGCAUUAAUAACAUAUUAUUUUAAAAUAUUAAUGCUCGAACGAGGUGAAACACAUGAGACAAUAAAUAAAUCAAAUAUUAUUGGACGUGUCGCUUGGCUACUUAAAGAACUCAGUGAACUGGAGCCAAAUAUUACGAAAUCAAAUAAAUUUGUUGACGAUGAAAAUGUGCCCAUGAAUUUAUUUCAAUUAAAAACAACAACAACAACAACAGCCGAGACAAAUGAAAAUUUAUCAUCCGAUUUUGAUAAAUUACUCGAUAUACUAAAACGUUUAUCGGAAAUUCAAAAAUUGCCCGAAAAUGAUCCCGAAAAUGAAAUUUUGCCUGGAAAAAUUGUAGAAAUACGAAAAUUACCCCAAAAUUCUCUGGAAAAUGAAAAUAUGCCCGGAAAAAUUGUGGAAAAUCAAGAGAAUCAAAAAUUGUCCGAAAAUGAUCCCGAAAAUGAAAUUUUGCCUGGAAAAAUUGUAGAAAAACAAAAAAUACCCCAAAAUUCUCUGGAAAAUGAAAAUUUGCCCGGAAAAAUUGUGGAAAAUCAAGAGAAUCAAAAAUUGCCCGAAAAUGAUCCCGAAAAUGAAAUUUUGCCUGGAAAAAUUGUAGAAAUACGAAAAUUGCCCCAAAAUUCUCUGGAAAAUGAAAAUUUGCCUGGAAAAAUUGUAGAAAAUCAAGGAAAAGAAGAAUCAUUUCAAAAUAGUUGGGAAAAUGAAGAAAAUCCAAAAUUGCCACGAAUUGCCUUGGAAAAUGAAAUUUUGCCCGGAAAAAUUGUGGAAAAUCGAAAUUCACCAAAAAAUAUUUUGAACGAUCAAGAAAAUUUGAAAUUAUCCGGAAAAUUCCAGGAAAAUGAAAUUUUGCCAGGAAAAAUUGUGGAAAAUCAAGAAAAACAAAAUGCGCCCCAAAAUAUUUUGAACGAUCAAGAAAAUUCGAAAUUGUCCGGAAAAAUCUCGGAAAAUGAAAUAUUGACCAAAAACACUUUAAAUAAUAGAAAAAAUCCGAAAUUGCCGGAAAAUUCUUGGGAAAAUGAAAAUCAAAAAUUGUCCGAAAAAACCAUGGAAAUGCAAGAAAAUGAAAAAUUGCCGGAAAAUUUUCCAGACAAUCAACAAAAUGUAAAUAUAAUGGAUAUAAUGAAUGAUAAUAAUGUUAUAAAAAAAAUUGAUAUAAAAUUAUUGGAAAAUUUAGGACAAAAUAUUGAUGAAAAAACGCGAAAAAUUCUUUAUGAAAAUUUAGAAAAUCUAAAUAAAGUAAUAACAACAACGAAUGAUGUAUUAAAAAUGAAUGAUAUGAUUCAAUUUUUACAUAAUUCGGAAAAAUUAUUAAAUCAAGUGAAAUAUGAAAAAUUAAAGGAAAAUUUAAAUUUUAAUCUUCCUGAAAAAGAUGGAGAAGGGGACAAUAAAAGAUAUAUCGAUGAAUUAUAAAAAAAAAUACAUAUAUAGGUAUAUAUGGAAUGAAAUUUUGUUUUUGUGAGAUGAAGAAAAAAAAAUUUUAUUCUUCAGCAAAAACUAAAAAAAAAAACAAAACAAAAUGAAACAAAAGAAACAAAAACAUAAACAAAAUCUUUGCUGGUAAUUUACAAGAAAAAUUUUUA